Messenger RNA from Eimeria acervulina, 3825 nucleotides. RefSeq names its product elongation factor Tu GTP-binding domain-containing protein, putative. Gene Ontology annotation, biological process: mitochondrial translation; ribosome disassembly. Gene Ontology annotation, cellular component: mitochondrion. The transcript is spliced from 9 exons. Gene Ontology annotation, molecular function: GTP binding; GTPase activity. The coding region runs from base 1 to 3825 and encodes 1274 amino acids. Lineage: Eukaryota; Apicomplexa; Conoidasida; Eucoccidiorida; Eimeriidae. The record is from RefSeq and is a predicted model, not a curated record.
AUGUUGCGCAGGGCGACAGCAGCAGCAGCAGAUGCUGCAGCAGCAGCAAGACCUAUUUUCUCUACAGCAGCAUCUACAGCGGCAGCAGCAGCAGCACCAGCUCCUUCUCGUGCUGCUGCUGCUGCUCACCUUCUGCAGCGCGACCCCUUCAGGCGCAUGCGCAGCAGCAGCAGUUGCUACUCAAAGAGUAACUGCUGCUGCAGCAGCAGCAGCUGCUGCUGCUGCUGCUGCUUCUACGGGGGUGCUGAGGUGUCUAGGCACCUCAUUGGGCAGCUACAAUGUGCAAGACACAUUUUAACAAAACAUACUCCAGCAGCAGCAGCAGCAGCAACAACAACAGCAUCAACAAGAACAGCAACAACAGCAGCAGCACGAACAGCACCAGCAGCAGCACCAGCAGCAGCACCAGAAGCAGCACCAGCAGCAGCAGCAGCAGCAGCAGCAGCAGCAGCAAGUGUACGCAAUUUGGCGUUGAUGGCGCACAUAGACGCAGGAAAGACAACAGCAGGCGAGAGUUUGCUGCUGCUGUCAGCACAACUUGCAGCAAAAGGAAAUGUCGAUGACGGAACCACUGCGCUGGACUUCCUCGCACAAGAGAGAGAACGAGGGAUUACAAUUCAAGCUGCUGCAUCUCGUUUUAAUUGGCGUCAGUUUGUCUUCAACCUAAUCGACACCCCAGGGCAUGUAGAUUUUUCAGUGGAGGUUGAGCUGUCUCUUCUUGCUGCUGAUGGCGUUGUGCUGCUGCUAGACGGUACGCGAGGUGUUGAAGUGCAGACAGCAGCAAUCUGGCGUUUGCUGCAGCAGCAGGAGCGGCUGCAGCAGCCGCAGCAGCAGCAGCAGCAACAGCAGCAGCGCGUGUCGCGACACAUUCCACGGAUUAUAUUUGUUAAUAAAAUGGACCGAGAUGGCGCCGAUGCAGAAGCUUGCCUUCAGUCGGUGCGGCGUCGCCUUGGCGCUUGGCCGCUGCAGCUGAACAUAGCGGUUCGUCCUGCUGCUGCUGCAGCAGCAGGAGCAGCAGCAGCAGCAGCAAGGCCGCUGCUGCACCUCAUAGACAUCACUGACCUGCGCUGCCGCAGCUAUUUACCUCACCCACUUGGAAGCAGUUUGCUGCCUCAGGUGGAGGAGACAGUCCCUCCUGCUGCGCUGCAGCGGCUUGUUGAGUCUCCUGCAGCAGCAACAGCAGCAGCAGCAGCAGACGCAGCAGCAGGAGGUCUCUCCGCGCAACUUGCUGCUGCUGCAGAGGAAGGAGACAGACCGCAAGGAUGCUUCCAAUGGUGGCAGCAGCAAGACCUGCUGCAGCAAGUGCUGCUGCAGCGGCAGCUGCUGCUAGAGGACGUCUGUCUCCUAGAUGAGGCCUUCGAGGCCGUCGCAUGCAGCAGCAACAGCAGCAGCAGCAGCAGCAGCAAUAUGCUGACGGAGCUGUGGCUUGCGCUGCGUCGGAUUGUUUCUGCUAAUUCAGCUGUCCCGGUGUUGUUUGGCUCUGCACGCGACACAUGUGGGGUGGAGUUGCUGCUGGAUUCUGCUGCUGCGCUGCUGCCGUCUCCUUUAGAGUUGCCGCUGCCGCAGCAGCAGCACUACUCUUCUGCUGCAUUCGCUCGCGCCAAGCAGCAGCAGCAGCGGCAGCAGCAGCAGCGGCAGCGGCAGCAGCAGCAACAGCAGCAGCAACAGCAGAAAGGUAUCCGGCAGGGCCUGCCGCUUGCGGGGCUGUCCCCUCAGCAGCAGCUGCAGCAGCAACAGGGCCUAGGAGGGCAGCUCUUUUCUCCCAGCAGCGCAGCUGUUGCUGCUGCUGCUGCUGCUGCAGAAGCAGCAGCAGCUGCUGUAGAAGCAGCAAGAGCCGGAGGAGGCAAUGCCCAGACAGCAGCAGCAACAGCAGCAACACCAGGUGCAGCAGCAGCAGCACUCGUACCUGCUGCUGCUGCUGCUGCUGCUCUCUCACCGCAUGCAGUGGCUGCUGCUGCAGCAUUUAAAGUUCUCCCUGAGCCGAACGGCUCUCGGCUCGCCUACUGCCGCAUCUUCGCAGGACGGAUGGAGGCUCCGUGCAUUCUCUUUAACUCCUCGCAGCAGCAAGUAGAGCAGGUGCAGCAGCUGCUGCUGCCUGCUGCUUCUGCAUACACCCCAGCAGCAGCAGCAGCAGCAGGAGAUGUUGCGGUGCUGCGUGGCCUUAUACACACAAGAGCGGGGGAUACACUGCAUGCUAUCCCUGCUGCUGCUGCUGCUGCUGCUGCUCAUCGGCAGCAGCAGCAGCAGCAGCAAAUGCUACUGCCAUUCGUUUUCCAGCUGCUGUCCGAACAAGCCGAUCCCCAGAUCCAUGCAACAGCUGCAGCAGCAGCUGCUGCUGCCGGCAGCAGCAGCAGCAUCGGGGAGAAUGAGAAGGGUUUUUCUGAAGCUGCAUUGCUUGCGAAGCUGGAGCAGCAGCAGCAGCAGCAGCAGCGUCUGCUUCCGGUUUGCUUUUGCAGUAUAGACUGCAGCAGCAACGCCGAGGAGCAGCAGCUGCAGCAGGCGCUGCAGCUGCUGCAGCUGCAGGAUCCUUCGCUGCUGUACACUGCAGCAGAAGGAGAGCCUGUCGUAUUGUGGGGCCGGGGGCAGCUGCAGCUCGAACUCUUAUUUGGUGCAGCUGCUGCUGUUGCUGCUGCUGCAGGUCUGACGACGCACUUAGCCCCCGUUGAGGUUGCGUACAAGGAGCUGCUGCUGCAGCCGCUGAGCGGCACUAUUACCUGGCCUCCCCGCAGCAGCAGCAGCAGCAGCAGCAGGAGGCGAGGAGGAGGCAGCAGCAGCAGCAGCAGCAGCAUCCGUCUCAGCUUGGGUUUGGUGCCGCUGCCUGUGGUGUCUCCUGAGCUGCGUCUCUCUGCCUUGCUGAAGGGAGAGCGAGACCCUGCACCUGCUGCUGUUGCUGCAGCAGUUGCAGCAGCAGCAGCACCUGCUGCUGCUGCUGCCAUGGAGAGUCAGUUUCCUAUGGGCGCCCUGCGGACGCUCAGUAGUGCAGCAGCAGCAGCAACAGCAAAACCAGCAGCAGCAGCAGCAGCAGCAGCAGCAGGUUCUCCACUAAGUGGCUUGCAAGGGCUAACCUCUUCUUUUCUUAUUAUUGAGCCGCACGCGCAGCAGCAGCUGCUGCAGCUUGGGGCCGACGACGACCACAGCAGCAGCAGCAGCAGCAGCAGAAGCACCGGGACAGCUGUGGUGCAUGCAAUAGAAACAGCAGCAGCAGCAGCACUCGCAGCAGGGCCUUUGCGUGCGUCUCCUGUUGAUUGGGUGUACAUACACCUCAACUCGGUGGAGGUGGCAGGCGAUCAUGCUGCUGCUCCUGCUGCUGCUGCUGCUGCUACUGCGCACCUGCUGCGGAUGUUGCUGCGGCGGGGCUACGCGGAGGACAGCGCUGCAGAAGACGUGGAGGGCUCGGGCCAAGCAGCAGCAGCAGCAGCAGCAGCAACAGCAGCAGCAGCAGCAGCAGCAGCGGGGCAGCUUCUUACUUUGGCGGAACCUAUAAUGUACCUGGAGCUGCUGCUGCCUGCUGCAUGCGUUGGGGCUGCAGCAACAGAUCUUACGCAGCACAGAGAGGCGCAAGUUGUCUCUAUAACAGCAGCACAUGGUGCUGCUGGUGCUUCUGCUGCUGCUGGUGAUGCUGCUGCUGCUGCUGCUGAAGCUUGUGGAGCCUCUGAAGACGACGAGCGCCUCAUGCAACUCGAUGCAGCACUGCCGCUGCGGUGUGCAGAGGGCUGCGCUUCUUCUCUCUUGAGUUUGACUCGUGGGCGGGCGAACUUCCAUUUGCGGCCGCUGGGGUAUGGCGAGGUUUCUGCUGCAGCGCAGCAGGCUCUCCUGAAUCGCUGA